UGGACUCCCGGAAGUCAGCCAUGGCGUCUCUCCGCGAAGCUACCCUGCGGAAACUGCGCAGAUUUUCUGAGCUGAGAGGCAAACCUGUGGCAGCUGGAGAAUUCUGGGAUGUGGUUGCAAUAACAGCUGCUGAUGAGAAACAGGAGCUUGCUUUCAAGCAGCAGCUGUCAGAGAAGCUCAAGAAAAAGGAGUUGCCUCUUGGAGUUCAAUACCAUGUUUUUCCUGAUCCUGUUGGGACCAAAAUUGGAAAUGGAGGAUCAACACUUUGUUCCCUUCAGCAUUUGGAAGGCCUCUAUGGAGAUCAGUGGGAUUCUCUGAAGGUCCUGCUCAUUCACUCUGGUGGCUACAGUCAACGCCUUCCCAAUGCAAGUGCUUUAGGAAAGAUCUUCACAGCCUUACCACUUGGUGAACCCAUUUAUCAGAUGUUGGAGUUAAAACUAGCCAUGUACGUGGAUUUCCCCUCAAACAUGAGGCCUGGAGUUUUGGUCACCUGUGCAGAUGAUAUUGAGCUCUACAGUGUUGGGAAUUGUGAGUGCAUUGCCUUUGACCAGCCUGGCUUCACUGCCUUAGCCCAUCCUUCUAGUCUGCAUGUAGGCACUACACAUGGAGUAUUUGUCUUGCACUCUGACAGUUCCUUACAACAUGGUGACCUUGAGUACAGGCAGUGCCAUCGUUUCCUCCACAAGCCCACCAUUGAAAAUAUGCAUCACUUUAAUGCUGUGCAUAGACAAGGAAGCUUUGGACAACAGGAUUUGCCUGGAGGUGACAGUCCCUCUCUUCCAUUGCACACUGAGUAUGUCUACACAGAUAGCCUAUUUUACAUGGAUCACAAAUCAGCCAAAAAGUUACUUGAUUUCUAUAAAAGGGAAGGCCCACUGAACUGUGAAAUAGAUGCCUAUGGAGACUUUCUGCAGGCACUGGGGCCUGAAGCGACUGCAGAGUAUACCAGGAACACAUCACAUGUCACUAAAGAAGACUCCCAGUUGUUGGACAUGAGACAGAAAAUAUUCCACCUCCUCAAGGGAACACCACUGAACGUUGUUGUUCUUAAUAAUUCCAAAUUUUAUCACAUUGGAACAAUGCAAGAGUAUCUGCUUCAUUUUACCUCUGAGAGUACACUAAAGUCGGAGCUGGGCUUACAGUCAGUUGCUUUCAGUGUUUCUCCCAGUGUUCCCGAAUGCUCCAGUGAAGCAGCCUGUGUCAUUCACAGUAUCCUGGAUUCAGGAUGCCGUGUGGCCCCUAGCUCAGUUGUAGAGUAUUCUAGACUAGGACCUGAAGUGACCAUCGGGGAAAACUGCAUUAUCAGCAGUACUGUCAUAGCAAAAGCUGUGGUGCCAGCGUAUUCUUUUUUGUGUUCUUUAAGUGUGAAGAUAAAUGGACACUUAGAAUAUUCUACUAUGAUGUUUGGCAUGCAAGACAACUUGAAAAACAGCGUUAAAACCCUGGAAGAUAUAAAGGAACUUCAGUUCUUUGGAGUCUGUUUUCUAUCUUGUUUAGACAUUUGGAAUCUUAAAGCUACAGAGAAACUAUUCUCUGGAAAUAAGAUGAAUCUGAGCCUGUGGACUGCACGUAUUUUCCCUGUCUGUUCUUCUCUGAGUGAGUCGGUUACAGCAUCCCUUGGCAUGUUGAGCGCUGUAAAGAGCCGUUCACCAUUCAACCUAAGCAACUUUAAGCUUCUGUCCAUCCAGGAAAUGCUUGUCUACAAAGAUGUACAAGACAUGCUUGCUUAUAGAGAACAAAUUUCUCUAGAAAUUAGUUCAAAUAAACAAUCUGAUUUAGAGAAAUCUUAAAUUGAAUAUAUUGUGCCCAUGAACAAGAUUGCAAAUAUAGCCAUUUUUUAUAGACCUCUUUUUGGGUUUUUUUAGUAAAUCAAUAUAAUAAAAAUUAUGUUAAUAGAACUAUUGUAGCUUGGUAAUGAGAAUGGUACAGCUGACCACUUCUGCUAGAAGGACAUUCUAGGACUUAAGUCAGGAAAGUUAUACUGUUUUAGAUGUUUGCACCAUCUUAACAUUUUGCUUUUUGGUAAAGGGGCACUAUUUCAUUCAUAAAAUAAAUAUUUCUGUUGUAUAGAAUGAUUUUCUAAAUGUACCUUUAAAGCUUUUCUAUCUUCUUUUGAAAAUUGGACCAAUAAAUGUCAAGGUGAUAUUUGUAUUACUUUACUUCUCAUAGUGAAAUAGCACGUAAAAAAAUUAUUAUAAAGUCUUAAAAGAAAUGUCAUUAUUUGAGGUUUUCUUUCAAGAUUUUGUUCUAGUUUUAUUUUAUGUGUGUAAGUGUGUUACCUGCAUUUUGCAUGUGCACUACAUGCUUGCUGUACCCACAGAGGCUAGAACAGCUGUUCUCAACUUGUGAGUUGUGACCUUUUUUGGGGUCAAACACUCCUUUAAGGGGUAACAUAAGACCACUGGAAACCAAAGUACAUUAUGAUUCAUAUAGUGGGAAAAUUGCAGUUAAGAAGUAGCAACAAAAAUAAGGAAAGUUGAAAACCACCAGUCUAGAAGAAAGCAUUGGGUCUCUGAACUAAAGUUAUACAUGGUUAGAGACCUCCAUGUUGCUUCUGUAAGUCAACCUUAGUCCUAUAAAAGUGCUAUAAAAUGUUUGUGCCUCAUUGGUCUUGCCAAAAUUAUAUAAAAGUAUGUGUGUGUUAUUUUGUUCUUAUACACUAGAACAUCUGUUGCCAUAUUUUAUAAACUAUGUCUACUGAUGUAUGACACUGGAAAAUAUGUACACACAGAACUCAGUUGUCUGCUCAGGAGGUGGUAGGAAUAGAUGAGAGCCAGUACUCACGCACCAUGGUCAUUACUUAAUGUUCUCCUAGUUAAUCCUUCACCACUUCUCUUAAUUUUGUAGUGGACUUUUGCCUUGUUUCGUUGGUAGUGAUGCUGUGAACAAACAAUUGGGCCAAAGAGAGGAAAUUCAAAUUGGAAAUCUGAGAAACUGUUCAAAUCAUAAACGACCUCAGGGAAAUGAAAUGGGUGGAAUUCCUGGUUACACAUAACCUAUUUUGAAAUAAACACAUUACUGGAAUGUCUAGGCUGAACUUUAAUAAAGGCAAGUCUUGUAUUUAAAAUUGUAAUACCUGCUGUGACAACUUAUAUGUAAGUUUCCAUAAAAGUAUAUGAUAAACAAGAUAUCUGUCAAAACCCCUCUUUAUUAUUUAUAUAUGAAUAUUUAUUUGUGUUUUUGAGGUUCUAGACAAUAAAGCAAAGUACGUGUGAUACUAUUUGACAAUUACCGAUUUAUUAACAGAUUUCAAAGAUGGUUAAAUGUUAUUAAAUGCUCAAGAAGAAUUUAAAGUCCUAAUGAAGGAUUAGAAUUACAAUUUCAUGUACCAAGAAAAUAAUUAUUAAU
Molecule: messenger RNA, 3348 nt
Organism: Apodemus sylvaticus (European woodmouse)
Lineage: Eukaryota; Metazoa; Chordata; Mammalia; Rodentia; Muridae
Gene: Fpgt
Product: fucose-1-phosphate guanylyltransferase
Exons: 4
Coding region: 21-1790 (589 amino acids)
Molecular function (GO): transferase activity, transferring phosphorus-containing groups
Source: RefSeq, a predicted model, not a curated record